This is a messenger RNA of Vicia villosa (hairy vetch), 858 nucleotides long. RefSeq lists its product as uncharacterized. The coding region runs from base 1 to 858 and encodes 285 amino acids. The record is from RefSeq and is a predicted model, not a curated record. The transcript has a single exon. Lineage: Eukaryota; Viridiplantae; Streptophyta; Magnoliopsida; Fabales; Fabaceae. Gene Ontology annotation, molecular function: catalytic activity.
AUGAAGAUUCUCAGCUGGAAUUUUCGGGGCCUGAGCAACCCGCGUGCAAUUCUGAAUUUGCGACAGCUAGCUCAAAAACAUCGUCCUGAUGUUUUAUUUCUGUCGGAAACAUUAUCGAAGAAGCAGAAACUUGAAAGUAUCCUUGUUAUGUUGAAAUUUGACUCUUGUUUAUCGGUUGAUGUCGUCGGAAGAAGCGGUGGUUUGGCGGUGUUGUGGAGGGACUCUGCUAAUUGCAGAAUUGUCAAUUUCUCUAGGAAUUAUGUGAAUAUAUUGGUUGAGGAUGAGAUGAAAGGAGUAUGGCGGCUUACUUGUUACUAUGGCUAUCCGGAGAGAAACCAUAGAAGAGAGGCAUGGAAUAUGCUUCGUGAGCUUAGAGAUUUGUCGCAUGAGUCGUGGUGUGUCAUUGGUGAUUUUAAUGACUUGCUUUCACAACAUGAUAAAAUCGGUAUCCACCAACAUUCCAACUGGUUAUGCGCAGGUUUUCGGGAAGCUGUUACAGAUUGUAAUUUGUUAGAUAUGCCGUUGGAAGGUCACCCUUUUACAUGGAUUAAAAGUCGAGGCUCUGAUCAUGUCAUCGAAGAACGAUUAGAUCGAGCUCUCGUGACGCAAGAUUGGUUGGAUAUUUUUCCGGAAGCUAAGCUCCUUAAUCUACUGGCCUCGCAUUCAGACCAUAGUCCCAUUCUUUUGCACUGCGACCCGAUUAAUCGGAAUCAACUGAGGAAGUAUUCUUUCAAAUUCGAGAACGCUUGGCUAAAAAAUGAUGAACUGGAAGAUGUGGUAAAGAGAGGUUGGCAUGCUGCUAAUAACAAUGGGGUGCUGAACCGAAUAAGUAACUGUGCGAAGGAGUUAGCUAGCUAG